CUUUAUAUCUUCCUGAAGUAGACGCUGGUAGCUACGGAAAGCCAUGGAUUAGGGUCUAUGUUUAUGUUCCUUUGAAUUUGAUUAAGGUUGGCUUGUUUCCAGGAGACUGAAUAUACGUGAACGACAGAAAGAUAAAAUCGGAGACGGAUGGAGAAUGAUGCCAGAGGGAGCGCAGUUUGACCCAACGGUUGGCUCUGUCACCAUGUACCAGCCCAGAACCUGAUGCCCAUGCUCGCCACAUUUGUUGCCAUGGAUGCAGAGGACUACUUAGAAGACUCUCUGGACAGCCCUGAGUAUGGCGCACCCAGCUCUCCUCUGGCGUCCUCCAUGGAGAGUCCGAUAUUUCCCUCAAACUCUUGGGGAUUGUCCCAGCAGACUGCAUAUAGUCAGCAGUUCCCUAUGCAAUCUGAGAGGCAGUACAACUCGACCUCUUCAACUGUGACGCCAAUGGAUGUGUUCAACUCGGCACCCUUCCAUGAUGAUUUUGACCUGACCAGGAAUGACUUUCCUCAGGACCUCAUUGAUGAUCUCUCCAACAACUCCCUGUUCUCCUCUCCACGUGACUCGCUGUCAGACUAUGGUGCAGACAGUUUGCCACACACCUCCACUGCCAUGGUGCCCUGGGGCAACAUCAACACGUCUGGCAUCAACCAGAGAGAGAGCCUGAGCAGAACUCAUGACUUGAGUAGUCUGGACGACCUGUCAGCCAUCAUCAACACGCCACCACUGGGAGGAUACCAGCCCUCUGCUCCAGUUCCACCGCCUGCAGAGGAAGAGGAGGAGGCAGAGGAAGAAGAGGAGGCAGACGAGCUGGGCCAUGUGGAUACAUACGCGGAGUACAAACCAUCCAAAUCCACCAUUGGCAUUUCUCACCCGGACAUUGUUGUGGAGACCAACACCCUGUCCAGCGUGCCCCCACCCGACGUCACCUACACCCUCUCCAUCCCAGGGAGCACCAUCAACUCCGGCAUGCUGUCCGCUCUGCAGCUGGAGGCCAUCAUCUACGCCUGCCAGCAACACGAGGUGAUCCUACAGAACGGGCAGCGAGCGGGCUUCUUGAUUGGAGACGGGGCAGGAGUGGGAAAAGGCCGGACAGUGGCUGGCAUCAUCUUGGAGAACUACCUGAAGGGCCGCAAGAAGUCCCUCUGGUUCAGUGUCUCCAAUGACCUGAAGUAUGAUGCGGAGAGAGAUCUCAAAGACAUCGAUGCGUCCACUUUACCAGUUCAUGCUUUAAACAAGAUAAAGUAUGGAGACACCGCUACCUCAGAGGGGGUGCUGUUCGCCACAUACUCCGCUCUGAUUGGUGAGAGUCAGGCAGGCGGGCAGCACCGCACCAGACUCAAGCAGAUCCUGGACUGGUGCAAACCCAACUUCGAUGGAGUCAUUGUUUUCGAUGAAUGCCACAAAGCCAAAAAUGCAACAUCCACUAAAAUGGGCAAGGCCGUACUGGACCUCCAGAGCAAGCUGCCCAAGGCGAGGGUGGUGUACGCCAGUGCCACAGGUGCCUCUGAGCCAAAGAACAUGAUCUACAUGAGCCGUCUAGGGAUCUGGGGGGAGGGCACGCCCUUCAAAACCUUCGAAGACUUUCUGCAUGCCAUCGAGAAAAGGGGUGUGGGAGCCAUGGAGAUAGUUGCCAUGGACAUGAAGGUCAGCGGCAUGUACAUAGCGCGGCAGCUGAGCUUUGCGGGCGUGUCGUUCCGCAUCGAGGAGAUUGCCCUGGACGGCGAGUUCAAGCUGAUGUACAACAAAGCAGCCAGACUGUGGGCGGAAGCCUUGGCCUUGUUCCUGGGGGCGGCCAACACGCUGGGCCUGGUGUCCAGGAAGUCCCUGUGGGGCCAGUUCUGGUCCUCGCACCAGCGCUUCUUCAAAUACCUCUGCAUCUCAGCCAAAGUGCGCCGGCUAGUGGAGCUGGCCAAGACGGAGCUGGGACAAGGCAAGUGCAUUGUGAUUGGUCUGCAGUCCACGGGCGAGGCUCGCACCAGAGAGGUGCUGGACGAGAACGAUGGGCAUUUGGACCGCUUCGUCUCUGCCGCUGAGGGUGUGUUCCAGUCGCUGGUGCAGAAGCACUUCCCCUUGGAGAAGCCCAAGAGAGACAAGCCUGCUGGGAACAAGCGGAAACGGAAGCCCCGCGGCAGGCCCCCUAAGUACCCAAAGCACAGUAAAGACGUGGUCGGCGAGGUGAUCAGCAUAAGCGACAGCAGCAGCUGCGAGUCGGACGGAAUGGAGAGCGACUCCAACUCUUCGCCCGAGUCUCCGCAGGACAACGAUGACGUCAUCUUUGUCAACCACAUCAACGGUCACACAGCCAAACUGGAGGAACUGAAGCAGAAUCUGCUCAGCAAGAUCUCUGCGUUGGGGAAGGAGCUGCCCCUCAAUACCCUGGAUGAGCUGAUUGACCGCUUCGGAGGACCUGAGAUGGUGGCUGAGAUGACUGGGCGUAAGGGUCGCGUGGUUCGUCGACCUGAUGGCAGCGUGCGCUAUGAAUCCCGUGCAGAGCAAGGCCUCACCAUCGAUCAUGUCAACAUGCGGGAGAAGGAGCGCUUCAUGACUGGAGAAAAGCUGGUGGCCAUCAUCUCGGAGGCGGCGAGCUCCGGCAUCUCCCUGCAGGCGGACAAGCGGGUGCCGAACAAACACCGGAGGGUCCACAUGACCCUGGAGCUGCCCUGGAGCGCUGACCGCGCCAUCCAGCAGUUCGGCCGCACUCAUCGCUCUAACCAGGUGACUGCGCCGGAGUACAUCUUCCUCAUCUCAGAACUGGCAGGAGAGAGGCGCUUUGCAUCAAUCGUGGCAAAGAGACUGGAGAGCCUGGGGGCGCUGACUCACGGAGACCGACGCGCCACCGAGUCCAGAGACCUGAGCAAGUUCAACUUUGAGAACAAGUAUGGAAACAAAGCUCUGGACAAGAUCACCAAAGCCAUUCUGGGCCACAUCAAAAACACUGUCCCAGCACCCAAGGAGUACCCUGGUGGGGAUGGCGUCUUCUUCAGAAACAUGAAGCAGUGCAUGGUUGAUGUGGGAAUCCUCAUGAGCAAUCCUCGUUUCGUCAUCAAUGCUGAGAAAGACUGCACCAUCACCAAGUUCCUCAACCGCAUCCUGGGCCUGGAGGUCCACCAGCAGAACUACCUGUUCCAGUACUUCACUGACAACUUUGAGCACCUCAUUGAGAAGGACAAGAAAGAAGGCAAAUACGACAUGGGCAUCCUAGAUCUGGCUCCUGGGAACGAUGAGAUCCGCGAGGAGACCCAGGAGCGCUUCCUCACCGCAGGGAACCCGCAGGAGGGACAGGUCAUACUGUACAAGAUCAGUGUAGAUCGAGGCAUGCCGUGGAAGGAGGCGUCCAGUAAGGCCAAUACACUCACUGGAGAAGAUGAGGGCUUCUACCUCUCUCACAAGCUGCGGGGAAGUAUGCCAUGUGUACUGUUAGCAGAGCAGGGGCGCGGGAGAAAUCUCGUCGUCUUCAAGCCCAACAUCGGCAAGCAGGCUCACCCCGAGAGCUUGGACAACCUGCAACUCCGCUACCGCAAGGUGACUCCAGACGAGGCAAAGGAGUGCUGGGAAAGUCAGUUUGAGUUCUCUCUGCAGAAGUGCAGCCAUGCCCACUGGAAGGGCAAGUGUAAGCAGAAGGAGCUGGGCCACGAGUGCUGGCUGGGCAUGCGUCUGCGGCAGUACCACAUGCUGUGUGGCGCGCUGCUGCGCGUCUGGAAGCGCGUGGCCGACAUCGUCUCCGACAUCACCAACUCCAGCAUCCUGCAGAUCGUGCGGCUCAAAACCAAACACAACAGCAAGCAAGUGGGCAUCAAGAUCCCGGAGAACUGCGUGGGGCGCGUGCGCACCGAGCUGCUCCAGAUGGACGAGGAGGUGAAGCGGCAGCGGCAGGAGCGCGAUCACCGCGCGCAGGAGAAGCUGGCCACCGAGCAGCUGCUGCUCCGCCUGGCCAAGCUCCGCGCCGCCAACCCCAACGUCAACCUCCACAACCUGGCCGCCCUCUACCCCCGCGCCACUGCCGCCGCCGCAGCCGCCGCCUCCGGCACCACGGGCUCCCCGCGCCUCCUGCCGGCGCUGGUGAAGAAGGAGGUGGUGGCGGACGACGAGGUGCUGGACCUGACGCUGAGCCCGUCGCCCUCGCCGGACAGCAGCACGGCGGAGGGCGGCGCCGACGCCGACAGCAGCCCCAGCCUGCCCGAGACGCUGAACCUGGAGGCGCUCAUCUCCCAGGAGAAGCAGCGCGAGAGGAGCAGCAGCAGCAGCAGCAGCGGCCACACGCUCACCCUGCACGCACGCCUACUGCAGCAGCAGCAACAACAACAACAACAACAACAGCCCCAGCAGCAGCAGCAGUCCUCCCGCAGUCCCCUGCAGCCGCGCCUGCUGUCCCAGCAGAGGAGCCUGACGCCGGCGCAGGCCCAGCAGCGGCAGCAGCAGACCAGCCGGCUGCUCAUGGCCCACGCCAACCUGCACCAGCAGCUGCUGCAGCGCCCCGGCAGCCCGCAGACCGCCCACGGCCGCUCCACCGCCGGAGCAGCCGGCGCGGCUGGAGGAGGCACCGUGCCGAGAGGCGCCUACGCCCAGUCGGGACCGCGGGGCCACCCGCUCCGGCAGCCCAGGCACGGGCCCAACGCCGGCGGCAAGAUGCGGGGCGGGGCCGUGGGCGUGGGCGCGGGCGCAGGUGUGCACAAGCUGCCGCCGCUGCAGGUGACGCCGCACGCGGGUCUGUCACUGAGCGCGCUCAAGCAGCAGAUCCGCGCGGACACGCAAAACAUGCUACAGCAGCAACGCCAGCAGCAGCAACGCCAGCAGCAGCAGCAGCAGCAGCAGCAACAGCAACAACAGCAGCAGCAACAACAGCAGCAGCAACAACAACAACAACAACAGCAGCAACAACAACAACAACAACAGCGGAGAGAGCUGCCUUACGCUCAGCAGGCCUCAAACAGGCAGCUCCUCCCCAACACUCUGCAUGGCUCAAACACACACGCGAUGCACAUGGGCAACACACACACGCAGCAGCAGCUGCUAAACACACAAGCAUCAAAUGCUCGCUUGAUGCAGCAGCAGCAGCAACAACAACAACAACAGCAACAACAACAACAACGGCAGCAGAUGCUCCACAACAGCCUGGGUCCGCAGCACAGCUCCCACGCCCAGCCCCGAACGCUCGCUCAGACUCAGCCGCACGCGCAGGUCAACGCGCACGCGCUGUCCGUGAGCCCGCCCAUCGCGCUGGACGACUGUCCGUCUCCCGACGACAUCCUGGACUUCCUGGACUGCUCGGCGUCCUCGGCGGUGCUGCCGCCGUCGUACUACACGGGCGCGUCCUCGCACGCCGUCUCUUCCUCGCCCUCGCUGUCGUCGUCGUCCUCGUCCCCCACCGUGGCCUCCUCGGCGGCGCUCUACUCCGCCGGCCUGCCCCUGGCCAUGGGCGCGGGCGCCGGCUCCUCCUCCGUCUUCGCGCCCCCCUCCACCUCCUCCUCCUCCGCUAACCUGCCCAUCCUCCCCUCCAAUCACGCCUUCCUGUCCUCCAGCAACGUCUUCUCCUCCACCGGCGGCUCCUCCAUCCUCCCCCCGGCGCACACCCUCCUCCCCUCCUCCGCUCACACCAACUCCUCCCACCUGUCCUCCUCCAAUCACUCGCUGAACCCCUCCCUCCUCUCCGGGGCCCACUCCCUCCCAUCCCCCCCCGAAGCCUACCUCCUCUCCUCCGCCAAUCCCUCGCUCUUCUCCUCUAACUCGUCCUCGUCCUCCUCGUCCUCCUCCUCGUUGCCCAAUGGCCACUGCAGUAUGGACGCCCUGGACAUGUUGAGAUCUGCUGCUGGCGACCGGCAGUCCGUCAUCCAGCACAAGCCAGAGUGGGACGCCACUUAGUGUCCAGGCUGCUCACUCGUUUGGCUGACACUGUUCGUGCGCACAUCAGAACUGCUCCCCCCCCCCCCCCCAACACCUCCACCCCCACCCACAUGCAGACACCGUGAGUCACUGUCGCCUCCCCAGGGCUGUCAAGUAGCGUUCUUGUUUCAGUUGUGUUUUUGUUCUGCAUCUAUAAGCUACUGUUAUGAAAUGGUGUUUUUAUUUGUUUCUGUUUAUUUGUUUUUACUCUGUGAAAGACCACAGUUGAUCUUGGCCGUGAAUGCCUAUCGUGGGCUUAUUCUGUGGGGGCAUGUUGCUGUGAAAAGUUUACCUCUGACAGAAACUUUUCUCUGCCCUUUUUUCAGCGGAGGCACUAAUUAUUCUAUACUUCAGAAGCCAGAUUACAUUGAAAACAUUCUUUACAACCUUUCAUGCAUCCAAGCAUACUAAAUAUAAUCAGUAUGGUUGUUGUCUGAUUGUAGAAAGUAUAGUUGGCUCAUCAAAAUGAUAUACCCAGUGCAAAUUGUUGUCAAUUAUAGUGCCUCAAUUACACUGUUUGGCCCUUCAUCUUCAGACUGUCGAUCAGUCACAUCACUUACGCAUGUAAGAAUACCCUCUGCCUCUCAGAUCAAGUGCAACUGUCAGGCCAUCUGAACUAAAGAUCCAAAAUGGUUGAGGCCAUUAUAGUUGUUUGUUUGUGGCUAAAGCCUAUUGUUGUUCAUUUAUUUUUGUCAUGGGGAAAUCUGUUCUGAUCUUAGGAAAAAAAAGAUCAAAAGAAAGAAAUGCCUUGUCCUAACAGUGCCUUUACAAAUGCUUAACAAAUGCAGUCUUUUAAACUGGUAUGUAUAUAUUUAUAUUGAGAGAAGUGGAAUAUUAUUAUUUAUUGUAAUGACUUAUGUUACUCUAAAGAAGAAAAAAAACUUCCUCUCUUGAGCAGUGACCUGUGGUCAAACAUAGUCAUGCAACAUUUAGUCUGCUGUUUAUGGUUAUUAUUAUUGAUAUUAUAAUUAUUAAUUCAGAUGCUUUUAUUUUGCCCCACUCAGCAAGUCAGACUAUCCUCUUUCGUCCACAUCUUCCUUGACUGUGAGAACAGAGAGGGGAAGCGGCCAGUGCUGAAAAUGGACAGAUGGCUAUAAUGUGAGCCAGACGUUGUAAUAAAAGAAAUCUUGUCACUUGUACUGCUUGUUUAAGUAAUUUCUCAGGUAUAGUGUUGUCCUUUUUCUACCAGUCCAGACCAAUUGCUACCGUAUUUGAAUUAAGUUAGUUUUGGGAAGAGAUGUUUUGUUUCGGAAAAGAAUCCACUCAUUCAGGGGAACCAGGCCAUUUCGAUUACGUGAACCUCCCAAAUUUCGAAACAUGAGAACCGGUGAAUCAGGUAUGUUUUCACUGUCUCACUUUUAAGUGGAAGUGGAAGCAAUACAGUGUCUUAUGAACAUUUCUCAAAUGUACCUAUGGGUGAUCAACAACUCAUCAAAAGUGCUUCAGUGGUUCAAGGAAUUGGUGUGUAUUUGUCUGACUACAGGUUUGAAUUGUUCUAUUUAAAUAUUUUUUAAAAUUGGGGUAAAAAAAGUUCAGUUGUUUAAAGGUCCUUACUGUAAGGUCAAUAGAUUGUGUCUUGUAUUCUUGUAUCCAAGUGGGAAGAAAGAAGUGUAUUAUUGUUCUUUGAUGUUGCUGUUCAUAUUAUUGUCAUCAUAACUAUAAUUGUUAUUUAUAUUCAAGGGAUAUUUUAGUAGGACUGUUAUUUUGAUUCUUUAAUCCUGUUUGAUAGCUCAACACGUUCUAAACCUCUUGUCAGGGUCCUGUCCCCCCCACACCCUCCUCAGAUGUUAGUUGAAGCAUAUUUAACCUGCCACCAAAUAUAUUGCACUGCCACAUACUGCUGUACUGCAAUAUUGUAUGUUUUAUUUUCUCUCUGACAUAUUUUAUGCACACUAAUCAGAAAUGAUCUCAUCUCCUCAUUGGGUUUAAUACCCCCUAGUAUCCAUUUUCUUCUGACACCAAAGCAUCAGCACAAAUAUCUUGCAAUGUUGAAACAGGGGUGAAUUACAUUGGCUGUUUUCCAGAUACCAUUUCAGGUCACCACAAAAUCAUGUUAUCGAAUUCUCCCCACAAAGUUAAUCUCAGGAAGACCCAUGGGAUCAUUUGAGCAACAUGUUGGAUUAAUUACCAGGACGAAAUGUGUGUCCUGCACUGCAAGGUUGACUACUAUUGUUUUACUUAAUAGAAAAAUAAAUUUGGUAAACUGACCUCUUCUACUGGUUUUGGAGACAAAAGAUUUAUUAACUUGGACACCAAAUCAGAUUCUGUUUGUUUUGUUUUUUUCGUUCGUUCGUUUGUUUGUUUGUUUUAACUGGUAGUUUAGAGUAGAGGAGAAUUCUAUCUCAAUUGUGAAUUUGAUACUGUUUCAAUGUCCCAUUGCAGACAUUGCUUUGACAGCUCAUUGACAAUUCUGCUCCUGCUACAGUUUGUCAGUAGCUGUGACUAUCAAACAAUUCAUUGUCCAUUUCAGCAGACUUUUGAGCAUUUUUAAAUGAAUUUGAGAUUUUUUUUUUCAGUGUUUGUUCAACACCAGAAAUCUGUAUUUCAAGAGUGAUUUUGUCACCCUGUGUGCUUUUUCAUAAAAUGGUCUAUACCCUUCCCUUUUAAAGAACUGAACAAGUUCUUUGGUGAACACUUUGAUAAUAAAAACAGAACAUUUAUUGAAACUGCUACUGAUUGUAUGUAUUUUCUGUUGGAGCACUUUUUCUUUUGGGGUUUCCAUUUUAUUUUACUGAAUAUUUAUGAUUAGGUGAAAUUGUAAAUAAUGUAAACAUCUGUGCCUUUUGACUCAUUCUCAACAUUUUCUAUAUCUAACAGAAGGAAUAUAUUGUAUUGAUAUUAAUUUUGUUAACAAACAAAAUAAAAACUAGAGUUUGUCGAA
This is a messenger RNA of Sardina pilchardus (European sardine), 8764 nucleotides long. RefSeq names its product protein strawberry notch homolog 2-like. The record is from RefSeq and is a predicted model, not a curated record. The transcript has 32 exons. Gene Ontology annotation, molecular function: chromatin DNA binding; histone binding. Gene Ontology annotation, biological process: regulation of DNA-templated transcription. The coding region runs from base 223 to 5862 and encodes 1879 amino acids. NCBI's taxonomy places the organism in Eukaryota, Metazoa, Chordata, Actinopteri, Clupeiformes, Clupeidae. Gene Ontology annotation, cellular component: nucleus.